Molecule: messenger RNA, 984 nt
Organism: Thlaspi arvense
Lineage: Eukaryota; Viridiplantae; Streptophyta; Magnoliopsida; Brassicales; Brassicaceae
Source: the annotation of a GenBank genome assembly
AUGUCGGGUAUGGGGGAUGGGUACGUGGGUACAGCUCAAGAUGCGGUGAGGAUACGGCGGCUGCAGAAGCAAAGAGAGGCUGAACGCCGUAAAAUCCAGGAGCUGAAGAGCAAGACUGCCUCCGGCCAGGAGCAAUCAGGUCUUCUCCAAUUCGGCGCCAGCUCUUGCGAGAUUCUUGACACUGCCUUCAAGAAGGAAACGGUCGGUUUAGUUACAAGAGAGGAGUAUGUGGAGAAGAGGGUUAAUAUUCGUAACAAGUUCGAGGAAGAAGAGAAGGAGAAACUGCAGAAGCUACAGCAAGAGGAAGAAGAGCUUCAACAACAGAAGCGUAGCAAGAAGAGAAAGAUUAAGGGAAGCUCCCGCUUAUCCUUUGCUGAAGAUUUUGAGAAUGGCAGUGAUGAAGAUGACGGAGAAAACAAGACUUCUGGGACAACGAACUUACGCAGCAGUAAACUUGGCAAGGACCCCUCAGUGGAAACUAAUUUCCUGCCUGACAGUGAGCGGGAGGCGGAGGAACAAGCCGAGCGUGAAAGGCUGAAGAAGCAGUGGCUUCGUGAACAAGAGCAGAUUAAAAGUUUGUCCAUUCUCCAGUUGCUUCUAAUUUCAGUGCGGAAGGGUGACCCAAUUGGGAAUUUCCUAAGGUCUGUGCAGCAGCAGCUUGCACCUGACUUCCGGGAGAUACGGACUGCGUCAGUUGAGAAUCUCCUCUAUGUAAAGGAAGAUCUUAUCAUCCCACAUCAACACAGUUUCUACGAGCUUAUCAUCAACAAGGCUAGGGGGAAGAGUGGCCCGCUGUUUCACUUUGAUGUGCAUGAAGACGUGAGAACCAUUGCAGAUGCAACAAUCGAGAAAGACGAGUCGCAUGCUGGUAAAGUUGUGGAAAGACAUUGGUACGAGAAGAACAAACAUAUAUUCCCUGCUUCCAGGUGGGAGAUUUACGAUCCGACAAAGAAGUGGGAGCGGUACACGGUCCACGGGGAUUGA